Molecule: messenger RNA, 2875 nt
Organism: Rhipicephalus sanguineus (brown dog tick)
Lineage: Eukaryota; Metazoa; Arthropoda; Arachnida; Ixodida; Ixodidae
Product: chromatin target of PRMT1 protein
Exons: 7
Coding region: 215-952 (245 amino acids)
Source: RefSeq, a predicted model, not a curated record
CCAGAAUUAGCGGAUUGUUUGCGAGUGUUGUAUAUAGUUGUGUGGUUGCAUGAAGGGGCUUUGCUGUCAGUUAUAAUUUUAGACUGUUUCGUAGUAAACGGUAGUACCUAGAAAGCAUAAAGGCCCUUAGUUAUUGGCCCUGUUCACAGUGUCUGAACUGAAAAACUGCGAGUCUCCAACGAUACGCUUCGCCAGCGCUGCUGGACAAGGCGCCAUGGCCAGCAAAGUAAUCCUCAAGAACACAACCAAGCUCAGCCUCAAUGAACGCUUCACAGCAUACCGUCAGCAGGCCGAGGCAGAGGCGCUACGGGCUGCGGCAGCAGCGGCUGCAGUGCCCCAGAUUCCUCCAGUGCCACAAGCAUCGAUGCGCAAUGUGCGCCUGGCACAGCAGAUGGCUAAUCGGCCCAGCGUGCUUGCUGCCCUGCGCCUUCGGAAAGCACCCCCUGUGCUGAGUGGUGGCUACAUGGUACCCUCUCCCUCCAUCGGGGCCAUGGAACGCGGGGUGUCCCCCCUCGGGGGUGGCUGGGUCCUGCAGCGUAGCCUGCGCCAACGUCUUGGCCCGCUGUCUGGUGGAGUGAAGGCACGCCUUGGACUGCGGCCGUUCCACCCAGCUGGGAUGCUGCUUCGGUCUAGGCUGGGGUUGAGGCCACUUCAAGCCAAUGGAACCCGUGCUGCACAGUCGCGCAGGAAUCGCGGAGCAGCCAGGGCCUACUACAGGCAGCCACGCGCCAAUGGGGCUCUCCGUGGACAGUUUGGUCGGCCACGAAAUCGCAGGCGACGCGCUCAGCAGCAGCAACAGCAGCAGCAGGCAGCAGCCGGUGCGAAUUCUGGUGGCCAAAAUGACCGUCGCCAAUUGGAUCAGCAGCUGGAGGCAUACAUGGCACGUACGAGAAGUCACUUGGAUGCUGAGCUGGAUGCCUACAUGGCCCAGGCCAGUGGGAGUAGCAGUUAGACGAGCCUAGGUGGAGCCUGCUGUGGCGGAGGCUGGCGAGCCAGUAGUAGGGCAAUGUUGCGUGGCGAGGAGCGAGCAGACGGGAAGGCAGCCACCAGCCGAGCCCCGCUCCAGCACGCCCAGUCACCAAGCACCAUACCCUCCCAACAAGGCUGCAGCAGCUGGCGGAGGAGCUGUGCAUGAAAAGAAAAACUCACCUGUUCCCCACUGUUUGGGCCACCCAGUCGCAAAAGCAUAGCGAUUCGGUGUACCUGUUGGUCCUGAUGUCUUACUCGUACUUGAUGUUCAUGCUUUUCGGUUGCCCCUAGGCUGCUCUUUGUUUCCUGGCUGCCUUGAUGGUCCCUUGAAGUGACAUUAUAAUUAUGGACAGUAUAAUGUGAAGUAACGUCUUUUCAUUUACUUUCAUGGGACACAUUGCCUGGCCAAUUGUGGGAUUGGUUGAUGUUCUUUUAGCCUGCUGGCGGACCAAUAGAAAUACAGUAGAUGUAUAGUCGUGUGAAAUGAUGAUAAAAGACGAGUGCUUCUGUUUGUGUGCCCAUCUUCCUGGAGGCUGUAGAUUCUAAUCAUAAGUAAGCUGGCCCAUCAUGCAGCUGUGUUGAAAAGGUAAACAGCUGUGAAGGCUUUGCUUGGGCAAGUGUUCUUUAAGGUGUGUCGGUGGAGGCUCGAAUUUAGAGGCAUUUUAUUAGGAAGAUAUUUUAGCAGAACAGUCUCCAAUGAUCUUGUAAAUCCGAGUUGCUGAGAGCGGUGAGAAAUUGAAUGUGCUAUGUAUGCGCGGGUUUGGCCAACAUUUUUUUACUAAUUAUGCUCCCACAGUUUGCUUACUCCAUAUGCAGCUACCUUUCCUCGCUUUUCACUUGAUCCCAACUGUUUAUGACCCAACGUAGUUCAGUCAAACCCACUCAUAACAAUGCUCAAGUGCCACAAUAAUUUCGUUGCUAUAACCGAUAACUGCUAUAAAUGGGUUGCAUGAAAAAAAGCAAAAUAGGGGGACGGCAGGCUCUUGUUAAAAAACUAUAUCGGUAGGGAUAUGCCAAUAGACAUCAGUCAUAAUGAUGACAAAGCUGCCGAUUUUUUGGAGAUGCUUGAAAAUUCGUACGCUUUCACGGGACCGCCACAAGCCCCCGUAGAGCCAAUGUAUGACAACGCCUGAAGUUUUGGAUGCUGAAGCUCUUCUAAGGCUCAAAUUUUUAAUCAAACUGCAUGUCCAAAAGUGCAUUAACAGAAGCCUUCGCCACUCCCGCGCCGUAGCAGAUUUCAAAAGUCAGCUUUGCUGCAAUGCCACAACGCUAUGCGGUGAAGCAUAUUGCGAAUACGAAGGGGCCCUCGGGGACGUUGGGGUUUUGGGCAAGGGUUUAGCAGCUUGAAUUUCUCGGUUUCUUCCUUCUUUUCAAGGAUUUCGCGUCUCAUUACCUUUCAGCAUGGACACCCAGCAGCCAGAACUCAUUGUUACAACUGAUACUGUGGCACGUGGGCAUUGAUGUAAGCGGGUUAUUUCACCAUAGAAAACAUACAAAAUUUGACAGUGCAGCAGCUUCUAAUUGUUAUAACCGAUAUAUUGUUAAAACCGGUGUCAUUAUAAGUGGGUUCAACUGUAUUUCAGCUCAUUAUGAAUGUACCAAAUACCGAUGAUAAAAUUUUACAUUUGGUGAUUGGCUGAUUUUAUGAGCUGUUCUUGAUAAUGUGGUGUGGGCAUUGGCUGUAUGCCUGGUGACUUCACCUGGUGCAUAUCGGCUAUUUCUAGGCAUUCAUCCAAUGUCACCUCGGAGUGUAAGUGCAAAGACUGUGGUCUGCCCUUGUCUCCUUCGCCAAAACCCUUCCAUGUUUUAGGUCAUAGUAUUUAUGUUCUGGCAUACGUGUGUACAUGCUGUUGUAAGUCGGUGCUGUACAGUCAAGAUGACUUUUAAUGAAAGUUUUUCAAUGUGA